CAUACAAUCCGCAGCAGUCAGGGCAUGAGGGCAACCCCAAACCCUGCCCGAGCUGUCCCUCUCCGCCUCCCUCCCUCGACAACCACGCCGCCCGUACGCCCCGCUGCGCGGCUGCGGCACACCGCCACCAUGCAUCCCUCUGCCGGCAGCCGCCCGAGGUAUAUAUAGAGCGGGGCGCGGCAGCCUCCGAUCCCAAGCUCGCCGGCCGGGAAGCAACUGCGAAAACAUUCUCAUAAUACUACGACUGCGCAGCACGCAGCAGCUUCGAAUCCAGCGACCCGCCGUCACAUGGAGGCGGCGGCGGCGCUGCACAUGCAGUCCCCCGUGCCGCUUCCUCUGCCGCCGCCGGCGGCGGCGGGGCGGGAGCGGUGCCCGCGGUGCGCGUCGCGGGACACCAAGUUCUGCUACUUCAACAACUACAACACGGCGCAGCCGCGCCACUUCUGCCGCGCGUGCCGCCGCUACUGGACGCUGGGGGGCUCCCUCCGCAACAUCCCCGUCGGGGGCGCCACGCGCAAGCGCCCGAGGCCGCCGCGCCGGCCGCCCAUCACCCGCGCCGCCGCCGCCGUAGCCGCCGCGGCGCCGGGACUCCUGCAGGGCGCCGGCGCCGGCGGCCUCCUCGCCUCGCUGCUGCUGGACCUGGCCCCGGCGUCGCCGCUGCUCGCGCUCGGCGCGGCGCCGCCGCCGGUGCUUCAAGGCCGGCUCAUCGGCUCCGACGACCUCGGCCUCGGGCAGCCGGCGCCGCUAGCCGCCACCGGCGCUGAUGGCGACCUCGCCCAGCUGGGCUUCGGCGCGGGGGGGCCGCUGCUGUGGCUCGCCGCGACGACGACGGUCCUGGAGGGCGACCGCGCGUUCCCGCUCCCGCCGCCCGCCGCGCUGUGGCAGGAGCUCGCCGCGGCGGUGCCGCCCGCGCUGCACCACGGCGGCUCGCCGCACCUGCUCCUGUGACACGUACACAUUAGUGGCGUCGGACGUCAAGCUUGUCCCGGAUGCAUCACGACAUCGAUCGAUCAACGAGCUCUCCGACCACGAUCAUUUGUCCCUUCUGUGGCCGCGUAGGUUGUUUGGUGUGCGCACGCGUCGUGAUUCGUGCCGUCCCGUGAUCUUGCGUUGCGUGAUGUUGCUUGUUUUAGUUCUUUUUCGUACUCGAAAUAUUGACAAAUCAUUUGUUUCGUUAUCACGAGCGGAGCUAGGUGUCGACCAAAGUGGGUCAUGAGCAUUAGAUGAACAAUAAUUUUGAUACUAUUUAUUGGUUUAGCACCUCAGUUACCAAAGGCUGCCCCCACUGAUUCUUUGGUCUGGCUCUAGUUGAUUGUAUUGUAGCCUUUUGUCUUAAGCUUCGGCUACAAAAGACGGGAAGAUUCAUGCCUAA
Messenger RNA from Panicum virgatum (switchgrass), 1372 nucleotides. RefSeq names its product dof zinc finger protein 3-like. The record is from RefSeq and is a predicted model, not a curated record. Gene Ontology annotation, molecular function: DNA-binding transcription factor activity; DNA binding. The transcript has a single exon. Gene Ontology annotation, biological process: regulation of DNA-templated transcription. NCBI's taxonomy places the organism in Eukaryota, Viridiplantae, Streptophyta, Magnoliopsida, Poales, Poaceae. The coding region runs from base 289 to 948 and encodes 219 amino acids.